CCAGUUGAACAACGUUGCUAGUGCUGCAAAGGCCAUUCCCCAGAGGGCAAAGCCACGAGUUCAGGGAGCAGUGGUGCAUACCCUCGGUCUCGCACCCUGGGAUUGAGCCACCAAGCUGGUCUAACUGCUUUAAGACGGAUUGUCAGAGACAUCUUGAGUUUGAAUAUUCUGUCCCGUGUCUUCAUGCGGACACAUUACCGAUCAUUCCGGAUGUACUGUCAUGUGCUUAUGACAGAAGAGAACUGGACUGGGUUUGGGUUCUAGGCUCUGGCUUUGCUCCCAACUCCCUGAGACCCUGGUCGGCUCCUCUUCGGGCCUCAGCCUUGCCACCUGCAAAAGGAGGUUGGAGCAGACAAAGUCAGACGUGCCUUCCAGGUCUGGCCCGCUUUGAUUUCCAAGAUGCAUCCUAGGACUACAGGAGGGGGCAUGGCUCCGGCACUCUCAGGCUGAUGCGGUUUCACAUCAGUUUUGGCUCCAAGGUGCCUCUGACGCCAGCACUUGAACUUGACACCAGCCUCUUCCGGGCGAUCCAUACAUUGUGGUUAGAGAAGUGAGGCUUUUGGGCGCGGACAGUGAACUCAUCUCCAAAAGGAUCCAAUCCCAUGUGAUCCCGGGGAGGGCAGGGCCGUCACGGCGACACCAACACCCGCGUUCUCUUCGCCGCCGGUGGGAGGCGUCACUUCUCUCCACAAGUCAAAGUAUUUUUCUUCUUGGCCCACAGACUUCCUUCCACUCCACAAAAACCACGAUUGUGCAGAAGAGAGGGUCAACGUCCACCUAACACACGCAUCUGUGGAAAGCCCGCUAAAGGAAAACUACACUUUUCCUCUUUAGGAAGCUGGUCCUUCGCUGAAGCAGUGCCUGUAGUUUUUAAAGAGCCUUACGCGUUCCCAUUUCCUAGUCCGACACCACGCAGUUGGGACUUCCUCGCCGCCCGGCUGCGCUCAGGUCCUCCAGACCCGCCGACGCUCUAGGUGACCGCCUCGCAGGCCGGCCGGGCUCGCGCCUCUCUAGCCAGCUCGUCCUCUCUAUGAUUUCCAACCUGCUGAGGGAGUAUCUGCACACCCAUCCAGGAUUUGGGGCCCAGCUCCCGGUUGAGGCCAAAAGGGGCAGUGAGCAUGGCAGAAACACUGGAGUUCAACGACAUCUACCAGGAGGUGAAAGGCUCCAUGAACGAUGGGCGGCUGAGGUUGAGCCGCCAGGGCAUCAUCUUCAAGAACAGUAAGACGGGCAAAGUGGACAACAUCCAGGCUGGGGAGUUGACGGAAGGCAUCUGGCGCCGUGUGGCUCUGGGCCAUGGACUUAAACUGCUCACAAAGAACGGCCACGUCUACAAGUAUGACGGCUUCCGAGAAUCGGAGUUUGAGAAACUCGCUGAUUUCUUCAAAACUCACUAUCGCCUUGAGCUAAUGGAGAAGGACCUAUGUGUGAAGGGCUGGAACUGGGGAACGGUGAAGUUUGGUGGGCAGCUGCUUUCCUUUGACAUUGGCGACCAGCCGGUCUUCGAGAUACCCCUCAGCAACGUGUCCCAGUGCACCACAGGCAAGAACGAGGUGACACUGGAGUUCCACCAGAACGACGAUGCAGAGGUCUCGCUCAUGGAGGUGCGCUUCUACGUGCCCCCCACCCAAGAGGAUGGCGUGGACCCUGUUGAGGCCUUUGCCCAGAACGUGCUGUCUAAGGCGGAUGUGAUCCAGGCCACUGGAGACGCCAUCUGUAUCUUCCGGGAGCUGCAGUGUCUGACUCCCCGAGGACGGUACGACAUUAGGAUCUACCCCACCUUUCUGCAUCUGCACGGCAAGACCUUCGACUACAAGAUCCCCUACACCACGGUGCUGCGCCUCUUUUUGCUACCCCACAAGGACCAGCGCCAGAUGUUCUUUGUGAUCAGCCUGGAUCCCCCCAUCAAGCAAGGCCAGACCCGUUACCACUUCCUGAUCCUCCUCUUCUCCAAGGAUGAGGACAUCUCCUUGACUCUCAACAUGAAUGAGGAAGAGGUUGAGAAGCGCUUUGAGGGGCGGCUCACCAAGAACAUGUCGGGAUCCCUCUAUGAGAUGGUCAGCCGGGUCAUGAAGGCACUGGUGAACCGCAAGAUCACAGUUCCGGGCAACUUCCAAGGGCACUCCGGGGCCCAGUGCAUCACCUGCUCCUACAAGGCGAGCUCAGGACUGCUGUACCCGCUGGAGCGGGGCUUCAUCUACGUGCACAAGCCACCCGUGCACAUCCGCUUUGAUGAGAUCUCCUUCGUCAACUUUGCCCGUGGCACCACCACCACGCGGUCCUUUGACUUUGAAAUUGAGACCAAGCAGGGCACUCAGUAUACCUUCAGUAGCAUUGAGAGGGAGGAGUAUGGGAAGCUGUUUGAUUUUGUCAAUGCAAAAAAACUCAACAUCAAAAACCGAGGAUUGAAAGAGAAGAAAGAGGGCAUGAACCCAAGCUACGACGACUAUGCUGACUCUGAUGAAGAUCAGCACGAUGCCUACUUGGAGCGGAUGAAGGAGGAGGGCAAGAUCCGGGAAGAGAAUGCCAACGACAGCAGUGAUGACUCAGGAGAAGAAACCGAUGAGUCUUUCAACCCAGGUGAAGAGGAGGAGGACGUGGCAGAGGAGUUUGACAGCAACGCCUCUGCCAGCUCCUCCAGUAACGAAGGUGACAGUGACCGGGAUGAGAAGAAAAGGAAACAGCUUAAAAAGGCCAAGAUGGCCAAGGAUCGCAAGAGCCGCAAGAAGCCUAUGGAGGUGAAGAAGGGCAAAGACCCCAAUGCCCCCAAGAGGCCCAUGUCUGCCUACAUGCUGUGGCUCAAUGCCAGCCGAGAGAAGAUCAAGUCAGACCAUCCCGGCAUCAGUAUCACUGAUCUUUCCAAGAAGGCAGGCGAGAUCUGGAAGGCAAUGUCCAAAGAGAAGAAAGAGGAGUGGGAUCGCAAAGCUGAGGAUGCCAGGAGGGAAUAUGAAAAAGCCAUGAAAGAAUAUGAAGGGGGCAGGGGUGAGUCUUCUAAGAGGGACAAGUCAAAGAAGAAGAAGAAAGUAAAGGUAAAGAUGGAAAAGAAGUCAACACCCUCCAAGGGCUCAUCAUCCAAGUCGUCAUCAAGGCAGCUCAGUGAGAGCUUCAAGAGCAAAGAGUUUGUGUCCAGUGACGAGAGCUCUUCAGGAGAGAACAGGAGCAAAAAGAAGAGAAGGCGGAGUGAGGACUCUGAAGAAGAGGAACUAGCCAGCACGCCCGCCAGCUCAGAAGACUCUGCGUCGGGAUCCGAUGAGUAGAGGAGGCAAAUUCUCUCUCCUUGGGCUUGUCCUGUCACCCCCCAGCCUCCCCACCCAUGUUUUUGUACCAGUUUCUCAUACGAAAUGUAGCCUUUGGAUUCUGCCAUCGGAACAAGCUCUCCUGGGGGGUGCACUUCACUGGGACAGCGGGGGUGUCUUACUCCCCUGAUGCUUCACAAGGAUGGCUCUUCAUAGUUCGGGGAGAGACUGGGUGGGAGGCAGGGCAGUGCUGGGUUCAAACCCUUGUCCUCCUUUCCCGACCUGAGGGAUAUAGCUGCUUGUCCUGUUCAAGUUGCUGCCACAGGGGUCAUGUGAGCUCAGGCCUGUAGCUCCUAACUGGGGCCUAUUUCUACUUUUAUUUUGUAUUUCUGGUCUGUGGAAAAAAAGAUCAUUUAAUAAAGGGAACUGACUUUGGAAACCA
Molecule: messenger RNA, 3678 nt
Organism: Myotis myotis
Lineage: Eukaryota; Metazoa; Chordata; Mammalia; Chiroptera; Vespertilionidae
Gene: SSRP1
Product: structure specific recognition protein 1
Exons: 18
Coding region: 1119-3257 (712 amino acids)
Cellular component (GO): FACT complex; nucleus
Molecular function (GO): histone binding; DNA binding; nucleosome binding
Source: RefSeq, a predicted model, not a curated record